CACCCCUUAAUCCUUCUUCCUCUAUAUAUACCUCUAUUCCAUCACCAUAUUUUCUAACUAAACACACAGAUAUUCUUCCACUACCGUUAUUGGUUUUGACAGCAAUGGCUUCGUCUACUAGAUUUUCUUUCUGUUCCAUACUUGUCAUUGUCAUGUUGGGUGUUCUUGCUGGUUUCCCAGGGAGAUCUUCUGCUCAACUCUCAACGAAUUUCUAUUCAGGAAGCUGCCCUAAGCUUUUCACCACUGUUAAGUCUGUUGUUCAGUCCGCGAUCUCCAACGAAAAUCGCAUCGGGGCCUCUCUCCUUCGCCUUCAUUUCCAUGACUGCUUCGUCAAUGGAUGUGAUGGGUCAGUUCUCCUAGACGACACUUCAUCUUUCACUGGUGAGAAGACAGCUGGUCCCAACAAUAAUUCGCUUAGAGGAUUUGAUGUUGUUGAUAAGAUAAAAACCAAGGUCGAAAAAGCAUGUCCAGGCGUUGUUUCGUGUGCUGAUAUUGUUACCAUUGCUGCUCGAGACUCCGUUGUGAUUCUUGGAGGGCCAAGCUGGAGUGUUAAACUUGGUAGAAGAGAUGCCAAGACUACUACCCUUGCAGCUGCUAAUAGUGGUGUUAUUCCUGCUCCUACAAAUGACCUAAGCGACCUCAUCACUAAGUUCCAAGCUCAAGGCCUUUCUACAACAGACAUGGUCGCUUUAUCUGGAGCUCACACUAUUGGGAAAGCAAGGUGUACAGUUUUCAGAGACCGCAUAUACAACGAAACCAACAUCGAUGCUUCAUUUGCAAAGACUAGGCAGAACAAUUGCCCCUCAACCUCUGGCUCAGGAGACAACAAUCUUGCACCUCUAGACACUCAAACUACAAACGCCUUCGACCCUAAGUACUUCCAGAACCUCAUCAACAAGAAGGGUCUCCUUCACUCUGAUCAAGAACUGUUUAAUGGUGGAUCCACAGACUCAUUGGUUAAAAAAUACAGCGCCAGUGCUAAGAACUUCAAUGCAGACUUUGCUAAGGCAAUGAUCAAGAUGGGAGAUAUUAAGCCACUCACAGGAUCUCAGGGUGAGAUCAGGAAAAAUUGUAGGAAGCGUAACUAAUCUUGGAAAUGGAGAUGCUGUGUGUUUGAUUGAUUAGCCCGCAAGUUAAUUGGGAUAUAGUUUGUAUGAGUUUGAACUUAAUUGUGAGAUGUGUUUAAGAAAUGAAGUUUAGCUCAUCUUUUUUAUCGUUUUAGAGAAUAAGGCUAUCAUGUACGGAAAAUUUUAUGGUACCUACCCGUAUGUGAUACCCACAUUUACAAAUGUGACAACAUAUUUAUUGUCAAAGUGGUAUUGUUGAGUAGUAUUGUUUGUAAUUUUGUUCUAAUAAUUGUAAUUACAAAAUGUACAACCAUUUUAC
Molecule: messenger RNA, 1386 nt
Organism: Fragaria vesca subsp. vesca
Lineage: Eukaryota; Viridiplantae; Streptophyta; Magnoliopsida; Rosales; Rosaceae
Product: peroxidase 4-like
Exons: 4
Coding region: 105-1088 (327 amino acids)
Biological process (GO): response to oxidative stress; hydrogen peroxide catabolic process
Molecular function (GO): heme binding; peroxidase activity
Source: RefSeq, a predicted model, not a curated record